Molecule: messenger RNA, 3609 nt
Organism: Zootermopsis nevadensis
Lineage: Eukaryota; Metazoa; Arthropoda; Insecta; Blattodea; Termopsidae
Source: RefSeq, a predicted model, not a curated record
UAACCGGAAUCUACUGUAAUUGGUGUUUUGUAGAAGUUAAAUUUGAUGUCGUUUUGGACAAGAUAAAUUUUAACGCUCUAAGUCAUAUCAGUAUAAAAAGUGGCAAAUGCUUCUCAUAGACAAUUUGAAGCUUUAUAAAAGGGAGACGUUUAAUUCUCUUACUUUGAUAUCUGACAAAGUUAUGAAUUAUUUCUUCACGGGUUGGGGGCAGAAAUAUACUAAUUAAUUCCAGUACUGUUGAGUACAUGAAAGUGGCAGUAAGUUUUACUGGUAAUUCGUAGACCUAGCAUAAUUGCACAAGAACAAGAAGAAAAAGUGUUUAAAUUAAAGAUCAUGCCAAAGCAGAAGGCUGUAUUUGCUUGGUUCAUUGGAGUUCUUCUCUUCAGAAGUAUCAUUAUGAUGGAAAACGGCAUAAACUAUCAUGAAUCAGCACUGCAGAAUGUGACCCUCUAUGGCACCAAAGGCUCUACCUCUGGAAUUCCCCUCUUUAUGUUGGAAAUGGAUAAACCCACAUUCCAAGCCAUUUGUGUCAUGGAGUCAACAGUCCUACAGUUUGUGUCACUGUCACUAGCAACCUGCAGAGCACUAGGAUACGAUGCAUUGCAAAGAAUCUACCCCAGUGAUGCACAUCUCUUGGACAGUCUGUACCACAGCACAGGGCUGCUGCUGGAUAUAAACUGCAGCAUUCUGAAACCAGAGUUGCAGCACUGCAAGUGGCGCCAUGCCAAGAAGAUUUCCUGUCUGCUGUACCUCGCAGUUCACUGUGCAGAAUGCAAUCAUGUGGUAGAAAUAAUAGAUGGCACAAAGCAUGAAAUUGAAUUUCCCGCACUUAUGCCAUGCAAUCAACACACAGGGUGUGACUGGAAAAUUCUCAACAAUCAAACAAUGAAGAAAACUGUAUUAGACUUUAGGAAACAAAAUACAACUCCAUCACUUCAUAUUGCUGACCAGAUGUUGGAAAUUGAGUGGUUUGAUACUGCAAAUGGUACAUGGUUUAAUUUAAAAGGAACUUUUACUAGGAUUUCUAAUAUGGGUCCAAUAAAGAUACAAUCAAAUACUAUUAUAAUUCACUACUAUUUUGUGGAUUGUCAGUUUUUUGAUCUGACAAGUAUUAUGCAAGGAAACACUGCAUCUCUCAAAUAUUAUAAUGAAGAAUAUGUUUUCUACAAACAAGAAGCAAUCAGUUACUUCGUGCCUGUAGCAUUAUGCACAUUUCUUCUGACUUUCAUCAUGACACUUGCUGCAUGCACAUGCUGGAUCAGAAAAAGGAAACACAAGAUGCACAAUAAACAUGCUUUUAGUGUGACAUAUACUCCAGGCCUAAACGUGACAUAUGAAGAAGACAAAACGAAGCCCGCAGAUAUGUGGUCAGCUAUUUAUCAUCAACUCAGCCUGGAUGACAGAAGUGCCUGUUUACCAUACACUAUCUCAUAUGACUGUACCAAGCACAGAACUGGCGAAAAUGAGAUGAACUACGUUGAAUUCCCUAAUAUUGCACAUCCUGCACCAUACACACUGCGCCCAUUUGCAGGGGUGUACAAUCCCUUUCCAUAUGGGUGUUCCAUUCUAUGCAACCAUCCUGCAGAUUAUGAAGCAAAGGAAAUCGUGAAGAGAGUCAAGGAUUCUUGGGCUACUGAGGGAAAAGCUCUCUUACUCCCUGAAGAAGUGACUGCAAUUCGCAGUGGCUUUCUUCCAGCUAAAUAUGACAAUGGAGAAGACGAUGUCCCAGAGGAACUAUUUCGCCGUUAUACUGACACUGACUCGAGACCCUUAACUCCGGCUCCAACUCUGGAAAGCGUCAUGACAAAAGGAUCGCUUCGGCGCUGCGUCACACCUGAUCCAAUACCAACGCACAUUUUGAAUCCGACUCGGGAGCGAACACUUCUUGUGUUAGAUCUCCGCCGAAGUCACAGUCAGGACACUCUAAGUUGGUGCGGCUUAAGUUUCCCUACUACGACCACAAUGCAACCACUGACUAAAAACACAUCUCUUGUUCAAACUGGUCAGAAUUUUCAUCUUCCCAUAAAGAAGAAAAACAAUGUUAAAAAGAAAGGAGCUUUAAGUGCUAAGACUGCGGAGAAUGACAGAUGUACAAACAACAAGUUGCAGCAGCAGAUAAAUACACUGUCAGUCUCCACUGACACUUUAGAUGUACUGGCAGACAUGACAGGGGGCAGUGGUGAGGAGGAACCGCCUAAACGUCGGGGUAAGCACCGCCAUCAUCGAAAGAAAUCUGGGAAAGAUGGAUUCAGAGGGCCUGAAAAGGAAUUUCAGGGGCUUCCUGAACCUGGAGAGACACAAGUAUCCGCACUGUGCAGUGACUCCCAAAACACCAGUGUCCAACCUUCCCUGACUUCAGGAGAAAUGGAUGUUGACCUUGAAGUUCCUAUCGCUGAAUUAUGCAGGUCUAGCCAAGGCGGCAGUUCUUUCAUUGAUGCAGCUACUCUUAAGCAGUUACAAAGGGAACUAGACCAGGAAGUUAUAGACAGUGAGUUCAAUCCAAAGAGACACAGAGCACUUAAAGAAGCUCUGAAAUCUCGCCCUGAAAAGAAACCAACAAGUGAGGAGAUGAAGCAACUAAAAUGUGAGACAAGGCUUCCACCAAGUUCUAUCGAACACUUCCUUACUGUGCCUAGGAACUUCUCACGCCAGAGUUCCCGUUUUGAAUUGCCUCUGGAUAGCCGACUGCUUAACACGAUGACUCCUACGCAGUACAUACAGAGCUACAUUUCCAUCUCAAGUGGUCGUCGGCAGCUUUACAAUAGAAUAUUUAACAGGCAUAAAGAAAAUAUGGAAGACAGUAAGACAGAUCGUCAAAUGCUGGGCCAGAAUGUGGUGGCAGCUCUUGGAGAGGUAAUGGGCCGUCCACUAAGCAAUGAACAAUGUAAGUACAUGCAAGACCUGAUUGGCUGGGAAGACUCGGAUCUGCUAGGUUUCCGGACAUGGGGCGGUAUAUGUGCACUAUGUGAACGCCUUCUUGCAUGCCAAUUCAUUACUUCACUCCCAUCAAGAUUAACAGACCCGUGUCAUGAGGUGGAAGAAGCCGAUUUUGAAACGCUGCCACGAAGACUGCAGGGACUUCAUCCAGACCCUCGACUAGUCACUAUUCUUCACAGUAUAUGGAAACUGUAAACAACUGACAAAGUACCCAGUGUAUUACAAUUUUAUAUGUAUAUUCAUGCAAACCUGUUGAGUAUCUGGUAGUCUAGUCUGUAUUUUUAUAUGUGGGACAACAUAGCUGAAUGGGAACUUAAUAAAAUCAUCAACCCAUAGAAUGUGGGUAUGAAUUAGUAAAGAUGAAGUAUGUCAAUCACCUGUACUUGAUUACUGUCUGCCACGAACACAUCAAAUAAAGAAAACUGUUUAAGACACGUAAAUAGCUCUCUUAUGGUUUACAUGUAUUAAUUCCUAGUAUUUAUGAACCAGAUGAGAAACCAAUUCUACUGUUACAUAAACAACUAUGCUUUUUGUGAGGACAUGACUGGAAAGGGAAAUUCAAAAUAAUUAAAUAAGCAAUGAACAAAGAUAAAUCUAAAAAACCUCACAUGUGCAUUUCAUUCAUACUUUUCUUAUGUACAUCUACAAACAGGAAAUACAGUGUCAAACAUA